This is a messenger RNA of Gambusia affinis (western mosquitofish), 7098 nucleotides long. It is a transcript of the gene neto1l, whose product is annotated as neuropilin (NRP) and tolloid (TLL)-like 1, like. The transcript has 11 exons. Lineage: Eukaryota; Metazoa; Chordata; Actinopteri; Cyprinodontiformes; Poeciliidae. Gene Ontology annotation, molecular function: protein binding. The record is from RefSeq and is a predicted model, not a curated record. The coding region runs from base 738 to 2441 and encodes 567 amino acids.
AAGCGCGCGUGAAAGGCAACGUGAUGAUUGUGGCGCAUUGGAUCUUUAAACAGUCGGUGCCAAACGCAGAAAAGGAAAGAAUCGAAAGGAGGAGGGAGAUCACGCAUUUACCCCUGCUGACUCUCCAUUUGACAGAAGCCAAUGCAGAGAGGCGCACUCAGAUCACCACAGACAACCUUCUGAGAAAAAACGCCGCAUGAAAUCCCACUUAUUAUAUAGGCUACACAACUCGUUUGUCUUUCUUUUUCCUCUGGACAAUUUUACGCACUCCAGAAGACUAAAGAAAACGCCGCAGAGAUGAGUGUUGCGCGGUCUGGUGUGCUUCUGAAGGAUUCCCGCUCCUGAUAUAGGGACCAAAGAGGACAAAACGAGGCUUUUUUUUCUCCCUAAAGAAGAUCGCAAAUGUGGAGCGAUUAGAGAAGGGCUGAUGAAGGGACUAUUAAUCCUUUCAGUGCAUCAAAAGCACCAAGGGGCAUUAGAAGCGUUUGGAUGGAAAUCGGAACUGUUUUUGGUUUUAUAUGAAACUGGUGAUUAAUUCUUAUGAGUUUUUUUUUCUUCUCUUCAACUUCACAGAUUUAAGGAGGGUUUUUUUUUUCUUUCUUUCUUCCGGUAAGAGGUUUUAUAAAAGUGUGAAUUAGCAAGAAAAAUCCUUCUCAUCUUUGACUUUUUUUUCUUCAAGUAUUUCUAAAUCUAAAUGGAAUUAGUUGAGUGUGAAGCCGUUUGUGAAAGAAACAGACAUGGUGCAUGGGCACAGCUUCCUUCACGUUGUGGCAAGUCUACUCAUACUCGGGUUGUCUGGGGCAACAAAAAAGGAUACGGCUACAGUGAGAAACAAUUCUGGAGUAAAGCCUGCAGGUCAGUGUGGAGCGUGGGUAAAAGAAGCAGAAGGAGGACUCUUCACCUCCCCCAAUUACCCAAACAAAUACCCCCCCAACACAGAGUGCGUUUAUAUCCUUGAAGCUCCCCCAAGACAGUGCAUUGAUCUACACUUCGAGGACAGUUAUUCCAUUGAGUCCUCUUGGGAAUGUAAAUUCGACAACAUUGAGGUUCGCGAUGGACCGUUUGGCUUCUCCCCGAUACUUGGGCGGUACUGCGGUCAGCACAGCCCACCAGAUAUCAAGAGCAGUGGCCGAUACCUGUGGAUAAAAUUUGUGACCGAUGGAGAAUUGGAAGGGGUGGGAUUUUCAGCAAGUUACAACUUCACAGCAGAUCCCGACUUUGCUGAUUUGGGAGUACCCCCACCUCUGCCCUCCUGUCAGUAUGACAUGGUUGGUCCAGAAGGUAUCAUUGAGUCCCAUCAGAUCACCAGAGACGGGAAAGCUGGUGCCACUGAGGCUGUCGACUGUAAAUGGUACAUCCGUGCUCCACCCCGUUCCAAGAUCUAUCUGCGUUUUCUGGACUAUGAAAUGGCAAACUCCAAUGAAUGCAAGCGCAACUUUGUAGCAGUGUAUGACGGAGGAAGCUCUGUGGAAGACCUGAAGAGCAAGUUCUGCUCCACAGUGGCCAACGACAUCAUGCUGGUCUCCACGCUGGGAGUUAUCCGGAUGUGGGCAGACGAGCUCAGCCGCAAGAGCCGCUUCCGCAUCCUUUUCACAACCUACCAAGAACCUCCAUGUGAUGCUGAUGCCUUCUUUUGUCACAGCAACAUGUGCAUAAACUACACUCUGGUGUGCAAUGGCAUACAGAACUGUGUCUACCCCUGGGAUGAGAAUCAAUGCAAAGAGAAAACUAAUACCAAAUUCCUGGACAAUCUGAAUUCCACAAAUGGGGCCAUAAUUGGUGUGACUUGCUGCAUCGUCUUCAUCCUCCUCAUUGUCUCAGUAAUUGUUCAGAUAAAGCAGCCGCGUAAAAAGUACAUCUUGCGACGAGAAGACUUCGACCCCACCAUGUUUCAGGAGGUCUUCGAGCCCCCUCACUAUGAGCUAUGUACUUUACGGAGUGCUGCCACACCCACAGCAGCCUCUGCAGAUUUGGUUGACUUGGCGGAGGACUUCGAAAACUAUCAUGCCCUCCGCCAGGCCUCCUCCCGCUGCAUCCAUGACCACCACUGUGGCUCCCCCUCCUGCCCUGGAUCCGCACACAUAUCGCAGCUAUCGCUCAGCGGGCGAGGGAGCCGGAGUAACUUAAGUGCCCGUGACUCAGGGGCCGCGGCAGCUCUGCUCGCAGACCUUCCACAGCCUCCCAUGACUGUGCGGCCGCUGCUGCCAGCCACAGGGAACCGCAGGAGCAUCUUAGUCAUGAAGCACAGCUACUCGCAAGAGGCGGCAGACAAUGGGUGCGACCUGGACGAUGACCUGGAAGAAGUUCCCACGACGAGCCACCGACUGUCGCGCCACGAAAAGGCAGUACAGCGACUUCUUGAGAAUAGUGCUAUCCUGGAACAGUACGAACGGGCGUCACUGACACAUGACAAAGCGGAGCGGAGAUUUACACCAGCAUGAUGCUGAUGAUGAUGAUGAGGGGAUACUUUAAUGAAAUGGAUACUGGAGGUGUAUUCAUGGGCAAAGAUAACAAAGGACUAGAUGGAAAUACUCUAGCCACAAUGUUGUAAAGGAUGGAUAUCUGAAAAACAGUCCUCUCUGCUGCUGGUGCAGUUUUUUGACUUUUAUAGAAGGAAUACAGUUCAAGGACCUCUGUUUGGGCUGUGAAACAUCUGUGUCAUUAACAUAACUUCCUUCUGACCACAAAAGACGUUUGAUUGAACAUGUCUAAGUUAAUUUUUCAGCAUGUCUUUUUUCAGUCAAUGGCAUACAUGUUAUGAUUUUCACAACAAAUUACACAGGCUUGCAAUUGGUCUAUUCUCUUUGAAUUUAACACUACAUAUUAGUAAACUAAUUUUUUAUUGUGAUUUUAUGAAAGCUUGGUUUUAUGUUGGAUAAUCUAAGGUAGAGGUGUGUGGUUUGUGCAUGCUCUUUUAUUUUCCAUUAAACCAUUAAGAUACUAACAUUAAAAUUUAAAAAAGAAACACUUAUUCAUACACAGUAUGACCUUUAGAUGCUAUUUAAAUAGCACUCACAAAUGUGUCAAAUGCAUUGCAUGGUGUGUGGUUAAAUCACUACACGGCGUUCUUCAAUCAUAUUUUCACAAUCUAAUUUGAGUUUGAUGUUGCUGUCUUUUGAUAUGUUGACUAACGUUUUGACUUAAACUUUCACUUUAAAAUUUGCCUUUUUGACAAAUAUUUAAGUCUGACUCACUUCUCUUCUACUGAAGCUCAAUAUCUUUGUAUGAAAAGAGACUUUUAUAAUAGGAAAAAAAUUAAGUGACAGUUUCUACAUUGUUCAACUUAUCUUUCAGGGCUUAUUUUGCCAAUGCUUUUUAAAAUAAAUGUAAUACUUAAGCUUUUUUUUUUUGAUUCAUUAGAUGUUAAUCAGUUCCUUCAUGUGUCCACUAAGCUUGUCCUCGGAUUGUUGAACAAACCAUUAAUAUCUCAAAAUCCUAGACUUUUUAUUAAUAUCGGUACAAGAUUUAGUUGUGACAUAAUUAUUUAAUAUUGUGUGUUUCUUUUGAUUGAAAGUAAGGUUAACAUUUUGAGGGUGUCAAAGAAUCUGGUCAUUUAUGGAAGGAGCUAAAGAUUACAGUGAUAUCAAACACUUGGAUCUCAUCAUCAAAUGUAAACUAUAUAAAUAUUAGUCAAAACUGUUUCAUAUUAUGUCAUCUAUUUGGGUGUAUCUGAACUUCUGCAGAACUAAAACGAUAAAGAGGAAUGCUUUGUACAACAUAAAUUAUCAAAUAAUGCAUCUCUGUUUGGCUUAGUGCCUCCUGGAAAGAUGGAGCGUGUCAAAUUUAUUCUGUCACUGAACAAAAUAUGUUCAAAUCACUUGUGUGUCAACUACUUCAUAUCAAAGUGACAAAAUCGUGAUCAGAGAAGAGGGAGCAUUUGGAUAGCUUAGCUUGUAUGAGGUUAAGGUUUUUUAAUGUGAGUGUUAUUUUAUUGCAGUAAUAUUUUUGAAUAGCACAUGCAUUUAUUUCAAUGCCAAUGACAUUAAAUUGCAAUGCACAUGCAAUUUAAUGAAUGUGCGUUCCAUGGUAUUUUUUGAAAUGCCUAAGAAAAUUGUUUCAGCCUGGCUCUGCUAGGGAUUAAAUUAUAUAUAGUACAGCAUCAGAUACAUAUAAAAUUGAUGCCUGAGCAUAUUUUUUUUUAAACUAGGUUUCUUUGUAAGCCAUUGAACCACAAUGCAGCUACUCAAGUUUCAAAAAAAUAUACAUGUUUACAUAGCAAGCAUGAAAACAGCAUAUUGGGUGAUAUUGACAAGUUCUGCUUCUAAAACAACAAUUAAGUAUUUAUGUGUCAUUUACCUAAUUUUAAAAUGAUCUGAGGACCAGAACAUUUUUGUAAUCAUAUUGUUUAUGUUUUUUUUCUUGUAUGUAAACAUUUAAUGAUGAAAUAGGGUGUACUUUCAUUAUCACAUGUCUACAAAAAAGAACAGUCUAGCUAUCCAAAUAGCUGGAAUAGUUCUGUAAGAAAACUAACAGAUAAAAAUGGUUUGUGUUUACAGUCAUGAGGAUUAUCAAAAUGAUUUACACAUUCAUUAAUUAUAAUUAUAUCCUGGUCAUCAUUAUGAAAUCAAUGUUACACAUUGAGCUUUAACAGGCAGUAGUUGGUGUUUAAUUGAACAUGUAUCAGUCACAGUCCAAGAUGGAAAAAAUAAAUUAGUUGCAGCAGUUGUUUUUAGAUGGCUCCAUUAAGUGCUAAAACACACAAUAAAAUUUAUUAUUUUAAUGUAAUUCUUUCUAAAAAGCUAAAUACCAAAUUUGUGAACACUGUUGACUUAAAACUAUUUUGUAUGACAUAACAUGGCUUUGCUCUUAGGCUGAAGUAAUAAAUUUGACUCUGGUCUUUCCAAAACAUGAAUCUUUUUUUCUGUUGUUUUCCGUAUAUUCUGUCAGUAAUUUGAAUGGAUUUGUGUAGUUUAAUUUUUUUUCAUUUGGCAUGACUUAAUCUUUCUUAAACCCAGUAUAUGGUUUGCUGCCCCAACAUUCACCUAAAUGUUUUUGGAGCACAAAACUUAAUUUCAAGAGGUUUAAGAUAUAAAAUGCCAACUUUACUGUUUGCCCGACAUCAGAGCUGUAAGAUUUAGGCUGCCCUGGCAUGAAUAAUGCAUUAGAGUAACUGUUUUACACUCCAAAUUUCCCAAACCUCACAAUCCCACUCACACACAUUUCCCCAACAAGGACCAUUUUGCUAAAAGCAGUCUAAUUUAUUAUAUCAGAUAUGAAUUAAUGAUUAACUAUACAGAUAAUGAUCUCUCAAAUAUUUUUCUCCCGGUUUAAUGACUUAUUACAUUUUGAGAUUUACAUGAUCAUAUUCCUGUCUAGAUAAAAAGACAGGAAUAUAUGUUUAACACUUAUUUACAAAAAUAGAUUCCAAAAAUAUUCAGCCAACAACUCCCUUAUCGGACUUCUAAUUAUGCAAUCUACUGCUCCGCAGACAAUGAACAAUCAAGAAUCAAAUCGACUAACUAAUGAACUAUAAUUAAGGGAUUGAGUACUGAAAUAUACUUCAAGAAUAAUGAGCUAAUUACAAACAUAUGUGAGCAAAACAUGAGGGAAGACGAGGAGAAAGAAAAGGGGGAGGUGAAGAUGUCAAGCUUCGAGGCAAGAAAACCUCUUGCGCAAAAAGCAAUAAAUCUUAAACGUUUGGCCUCGCUUAGCCUUUAGAGCUACACAAAAUGUACAAAACGUGUGUGUGUCUUCUUAGGAGGAUUUUACCACCGCCAUUUUAUCUCUGCAGCUAGUGAUGAGUUUAUUACGGAAGAGGAUUAGGGCCACUGGAAAAAAAAUAAAUGAAACAGUUCUGAUUUUAAUCUCAGAAUUCUGAGAAAAUAAUUAAAUUAAUUUAAUUAUUUAAAUAAAUUUUAAAUAUGAUAAUUUGUUAUGAGUUGGUCACAUUUUUGGUAGUGAUAAGUGCAAAAACUAAAUUAGACAGACAUAACUAACAUUCAAUCCACACUCUUUUGUGUACAUUUUUUUCUUAGAGUUUUGUGUAAAUGUGUGGUUUUCGUUUCACUGUAACCACCAUCAACACUAUUUGCUUUUAUUGUUAUUCGUGUGAUGUACUUCAUGCAUGAUUACAUUUGUGCUCUUUGCAUUACAUAAACACAGGGUCAUACACACUGACAAGUACCAAUAAAGUACUUUGUUUCUGUUCAUAAUUUGUAGACUUUUUCUGUUGAUUCUUAGUUCAUAUUCCAACAUCUAAAGAAAAUUCAAAAAGUAUCUAGCACAGCUUGCACAAUUGCUAUGUAACAGAUGCUCAAAUGUACCCACAAAUGUAAAUGCAAACCCAUCUGCCAUUUCUAAGGUGGAAAUGCUACAAUCUCUAAUUGAACAAAUCUGAAACGGCUCAAUCCGAGGCAGGCCAGCAGCAGGUUGGAACGGAACAGGGCCUGGAGCAGAUUUUCAGUAAUAGUGUCUUUAUUUCUCUGCAGAUACAUCAGACAGAUGCAUCAUUCCACUGCAUCUUGCCAAGUUUGACAUCAUUUGGAGCUAAAGUUUCUCCCCUGUGUGCAUCCUCAGUGAUGAACUGUUACCCUAAGUAACUUUACUGCUGUAGAGUGUUGUGAUCAGAAUAUAUUUUUUAAGUUACUGAUAAAGUUUUUUCUUCCGUUUUCUUCUUUGCCUUGGAUGAUAAAAGGUGCAAUUCCCCCUUCCUGUGCAGUUCCACAUCAGGUUGGGCUUGAUGACCAAUGGAGCAACUGAUUUCUGAUAGAAGACAGACUUUUAUUUUAAGUCAAGUACCUUUAAUGUAAAAUUGCUCUUAGGUGAAAAAAGAACAGAAUCAGGUUUAUAAAAACAUUUUUCACAUACACAUACAAAACAUACUGACCAUUGCAUAUUUUCAAUUUUGAUGCCAUGGUAUUGCAGUUGAGAGUCAAAUUCCUUUUAUAUAAAUACAAAUGACAGUUCAGAAUAUGUGACCUAAAACCACAGUAGACUUACAAAUUAAUCUGUUGAUCUUUAAACAUUUAUUUAAUAACACUUCAAUCACACUAUUUUUUUUUUGUUCCUGUCAUACUUAAUUCAAGUUUAACACUUGUUUUUGUUAGUAUUUUUUUUGUUUAUCUAAUUUAGCUUGUAUUUGACAACAACUUAAGAAAA